CCGCCCUCCUUGCCGCCGCCCUCUCUGCCGCCCCGCUUGCCAUCUCGCUUGCCGUCCUGCCUGCCGCUGUCCUCUCCACCGCUACACUCUCGCCUCGCCGACAUGUCUGGCAGCACGCUUGCCCACUCCGAGGGCACUCCGGCCGUCGUUACGGACGCCAUCCCGCUCGACGCCCCACUCAGUGCGGAUUUGACCAGAGCGCUCGAGCCGCCGACUGCGCUACCGGCGGCGAGCAGGUGGGAGUGGUUUGGCGGUGAGGGCGGCGGCGGUGGCACGAUGCGCUGCGGGUGGACGGGCUUGGUCUUGUACAGUAUCGCUGAGGCGGGAGAGAGGGAGAAGGACGGCGUGGCGGCGUGCGAGGACGCCGAGGAGGGCGCGGGAGAGCUCGGAACACCGAUCGCGCCCGCACUGCGGUGGCGGGUAUCGCUCCCACGACCUCCGGGUUAGCAAGGCACAGAAAGCCAGCCACACACGGCUGGGGCCAGUAAGCUAGUAGCGAGUAAGCUAGUAGCGAGUAAGCUAGGGAUCCAGAGCUGUGGACGCACUGCUCUGGCGAGAUGGCCAUGUCGGUACUUACUUACUUACUUGCUUACUGACUCACUU
This is a messenger RNA of Emiliania huxleyi CCMP1516, 603 nucleotides long. RefSeq lists its product as hypothetical. The coding region runs from base 103 to 447 and encodes 114 amino acids. The transcript has a single exon. The record is from RefSeq and is a predicted model, not a curated record. Lineage: Eukaryota; Haptophyta; Isochrysidales; Noelaerhabdaceae.